Paramuricea clavata is the source of this 939-nucleotide messenger RNA. NCBI's taxonomy places the organism in Eukaryota, Metazoa, Cnidaria, Anthozoa, Malacalcyonacea, Plexauridae. The record is from the annotation of a GenBank genome assembly.
AUGGCUUCAAAGAGAAUGAUGUUGUUAACCAUUGUAAUAUUGCUGAUGUUUGGCAAUACAACGUGUAAAAUUAGCUCAAAAUCAGUCGAAAGAAUAGAAAAGGGUCUCGCUGGAGGUCAGAAAGUAGUGGAAUUCAUUUCGAAACUCGGUGACCCACAAACAAGUAAGGUCUUUAAUUCGUUGGCAAAGAUGGCAGGCUUUCUGGGAGCGGCAGGUGGUCUCCUAUCGUUUGCGUUAGCGUUCGUUCCAAAAUCUGAUUCGCUUGAGCUUCGAUACAUGAAGGAGAAGUUUGCCGAGGUAAAUUCGAAACUUGACGUAAUCAACUCGAAGCUUGAUAACGUGAAAGAUCUUAUCACGUAUGAAAACCAGCGCGCAGUUUAUCUGGACAGUGCCUCCAAGAUUCUGUUCGGCCAUAAACAAUUGACAACAUUCCUGAAUGAAUUGCAAAAUACGCGGUGUGGGGAUGAAAAAAACUGCAAUCGUGUGCGAGCCAGAAUUGCAUCUCGAUACGUCGACGAUUUCAACGUGAAACAACACAUGUUCAAAAUUCUGAACGGUGCUAUAAAACCAACAUCAGCAUUUGGAGAUCCGCUCCUUACAUUGACAAGGAAAACAUUCAAAUGCGACGUUGGAAAAAUCGGCCAUCUUGCAAACAGCAUUCUCAAAUUGUCUUUCAAGGCUCAGCAGGUGAUUCUGGCGCAUGAGAAAUUGAGAGGCAGCAACUUUAGCAUUACCCAAAGCAUGAAUGACUGGCUUAAAUCACUCUAUGAUCUGAGAGAGAUGACAUACAAUAUCAAAAAGCAGUGUUUUGACCAGAUUUCUACUCAUAUGAUUGAUGAUAUCAAUGACAAAAAAUAUCAAGUUAAUGUUGGUUCAAAUUAUGAAGCAAAUCAAGAAGUGAAGAAAUUUAUGGAAAAGAAAUACAAAUGGCUUGGAUGG